CAUGGUCUCUCUCUUUACUGGGACCCACGGUAGUGGAGAGUCAUGGGGAGGGAGUCUGAGCACUGGGGAGCAGGGACCUGCAUUCCUCCAGCCCACAGUUGUCAGAAGAAAGCAGAAAUGUGCACUGCUCAAGAAAAAAAACCUGUCCUCAGCUCAGGUAUUGCAGAAGCAGCCUCAUUUCCCUAGGAGGCGGACUUCCUCCUGCGGGGGAAUCCCUGGCAGGGAGGAGCAGGGGCCCUUCCUCUUGGCGGCCUUAGGACAUACAGCAGCCCCCAAAGGGCCCUCGGGCGACAUGGGGGGCCCAGUCCGAGAGCCGGCACUCUCGGUUGCACUCUGGUUGAGUUGGGGGGCAGCUCUGGGGGCUGUGGCUUGUGCCAUUGCUCUGCUGACCCAACAAACAGAGCUGCAAAGCCUAAGGAGGGAGGUGAGCCGGCUACAGAGAAACGGAGGUCCCUCACAGAAGGAAGAAGGGUAUCCCUGGCACAGCCUCCGAGAGCAGAGCCCUGAAGCCCUGGAAGCCUGGGCGAGUGGGGAGAGAUCUCGGAGAAGGAGAGCAGUGCUUACCCAGAAGCGGAAGAAGAGGCGUUCAGUUCUGCAUCUUGUUCCCAUUAACAUCACCUCCAAAGAGGACUCUGAUGUGACAGAGGUGAUGUGGCAACCAGCCCUUAGGCGUGGGAGAGGCCUGGAGGCCCAAGGAUACGUUGUGCGAGUCUGGGACGCUGGAGUUUAUCUGCUGUACAGCCAGGUCCUGUUUCAUGAUGUGACUUUCACCAUGGGUCAGGUGGUGUCUCGGGAGGGCCAGGGAAGACAGGAAAUUCUAUUCCGAUGUAUAUGCAGUAUGCCUUCGGACCCUGACCGGGCCUACAAUAGCUGCUAUAGUGCAGGUGUCUUCCAUUUACACCAAGGGGAUAUUCUCAGUGUCCUAAUUCCCCGGGCAAAGGCGAAACUUAGUCUCUCUCCACAUGGAACCUUCCUAGGGUUUGUGAAACUAUGAUUGUUACAAAAGGUGCUUCUGAAAUGGGAAGACCAGUGGGGGUACACAUUGGAGACAGCCAGGAGCUGGCUAGACAAAAGAUGGGGAAUGGGCAGAAACAGAAGCCUCUACUUGGGUCUGACUUCAUCACUCAGUCCACUCAUUCUUCACUCCCAAUCCUAGAUUUUGACUUAACGGAUAUUAAAGAGGCAGAAUAUCUUGCUUUCA
Molecule: messenger RNA, 1201 nt
Organism: Marmota monax (woodchuck)
Lineage: Eukaryota; Metazoa; Chordata; Mammalia; Rodentia; Sciuridae
Gene: Tnfsf13
Product: TNF superfamily member 13
Exons: 7
Coding region: 2-994 (330 amino acids)
Biological process (GO): positive regulation of isotype switching to IgA isotypes; immune response
Cellular component (GO): membrane
Molecular function (GO): tumor necrosis factor receptor binding; receptor ligand activity
Source: RefSeq, a predicted model, not a curated record